AUGGCGGACCAAGAGGCAGCAGCGAAGCGAGCCGCGGGGCUGACAAAGCUCUUCAACGCUAUCAUCCACGGCCGUCGCGAUAUCAAGACGGCGGGUGAUGGUAAUCGGUUUUUGGAAGCAUUGUGUUCACAGGAAGACGCAUCGAAGUGUGUGGAGUGUCUGAUCACGUCUUCGGCAGGGUUAGCAGCGGUCUCUGUCGCCUUCAGGUUGACACGUGAGAGCACGUUCCUCAACGGCUUGGCAACCUCCGUCAUGUUCCGACUCUCCGAGCCAUCUGUCAAGCAACUCUAUGGCGGCCAGUUCCUGCAACGCGUCCUCGAACAAAUUGUGCAACCUCCUACAUUCUGGAAUACACUCGUUGAGGCACAUAAUGCUCGUGUGCUUUCCAGCGAUGCCACGCGUGCUUUCGCGUGGCUGUUACUAGAGCUGCUGUACGGUCGCUCCGAGGAUAUUCCAGACGUGCGCGACAUUGCAGAGCGCGUCACUAACAACGGAUCUUUCAUAAACUCAGACUCCCUGGAUGUUCGCAAUUUAGGGUACAAGAUCAAGCACGUCUUAGACAGCACAUCCGAUGAGUCCACCGACGGUCCGGGCGGGCGACACGACAAUGACUUUGCUCAAAUCCACAAGAUCAAGCUCCUACCGACGCCAGACGAAUUCGCAUCUUCCGAACAUCCUUUCUACAGACGUGCAGAUUCUAUCGCAUCUGCUGCACCGGAGAGCCGCGGUCUAACGCAUGUUGACAACCAAUUUCGCCUGCUUCGCGAAGAUCUUCUGGGUGAGCUGCGUAACGAUUUCCAGAUCGCUAGUGGUCAGAAGAAAGGACGACGAAAGAUAAUCCUCGAACAUCUGAAGUAUGCCGGUAUCGACUGCGGACCGGAGACGAAGCGCAAGCCUUGCUCGCUAAAACUUCUGUGCCCGGACGAUGUUCCACAACUGCGCAACGUCAGGGCCGUUGAUCGCAAGAAGUACCUCGCUGACCACAAAAACGUACUAAAGCAUCAGUCACUCGGCUGCCUCAUGAGCAACGGUAAGAUUAUCGCAUUCGCAACUGUGGACCGCGAUGAAGACCUGCUUGCUAAGCAACCUGCCAUCGUCGUGCUGCGAGUGGCCGACGCUAGCUCAUUUGGCAAGGUGUUGAUGGCAUGCAAUCUCGCCGCAGAUCUCUGCUUUGUGCAAGUAGAUACUGCUGUAUUUGCGUAUGAGCCUAUUCUCAAAUGUCUUCAGUCCUUGACCGAACUGCCACUGGAGGACCAGCUCCUCAGCCUCACCCCAAGUUCCACUGAAACAGUGUCUGGUAUCCAGCCGACCAAGACCAUCAACGCCAUUCGCGACCGUUGGGAAGAAGAUCUCCAAAACAUCAUUGGAAGUACACAUUCAAUCAAACUUGAUCAGGCCCAAGCAGACUCUCUGCUAACUGGUCUGCUAAAGAGAGUCAGCCUCAUUCAAGGCCCACCAGGAACUGGCAAAAGCUUCAUCGGCGCACUCAUCGCAAAGAUAUUACACGAUCAUACCAAAGAAACUAUGCUCAUCCUCACAUAUACGAAUCAUGCUCUGGAUCAAUUUCUGGACGACAUCCAAAAGGCCGGCAUCCCAGCUAGUUCGAUCGUGCGACUAGGAUCAAAGUCGAAUGCCAAUACCCGUGCACUCACCAUCAGAGAGCAGCCAAACAACUACAAGAUGACUAGACAAACAUGGGCCAUGAUCCAAGAACAAAAGGCAGAAGCGGAAUCUUACCAUGACGCCCUAAUCACAAAAAUGUCAUCAUUUGCUUCUACACGUCUCAGCGAACAGAUGCUUCUCGAUUUCUUAGAGUUCUCUGAUUAUUCGGAAUACUUCGAUGCGUUCGUUGUACCCAACAAUGAAGACGGCAUGACGGUAAUGGGGAAGAAGAACAAACGCGUCGACAAGUACUAUCUAGUCAAGAGAUGGGUCAAGGGUGAGAAUGCGGGUGUCUUUUCCGAUCAUGCAAUGCAAACAUACCCUCACGUUUGGAACGUCCAGCCGCAGAUCCGCCUUGGACUUCAAGUGCAGUGGAACAGAACGAUCCUCGAAGAACGAGUCACUGAGAUCAGCACGCUUGCCGACAAGUACAACAAGUGUCGUGCCCAGAUCGACCGAUUAUUCCGUGAGAAGAACUUCCACGUACUUAGUCAGAAACGCAUCAUAGGGUGCACUACCACGGCGGCAGCCAUGUACACCGACGAAAUUCGGAAGGCAUCACCUGGCAUCGUUUUAGUGGAAGAAGCUGGAGAGAUCCUAGAAAGCCAUAUACUCACAGCUCUGACUCCGACCACGAAGCAACUCAUCCUGAUUGGCGAUCACAAGCAGCUACGGCCUAAAGUCAACAACUAUGCCUUGACUGUAGAGAAAGGGGAUGGGUACAAUCUUAACGUCUCCCUAUUUGAGCGUCUCGUACUCAGCGGAGUUCCCCAUACCACCCUCAGCAAGCAGCAUCGUAUGCGUCCUGAGAUCUCAUCUCUUGUCAGAUCACUUACCUAUCCGGAAUUGGAAGAUGCUGAAAAGACUCAAGGUCGACCGGAUCUACGCGGGUUUCAAAGCAACGUCAUAUUCGUGUCACAUUCGCGCCCUGAGCUCAACGCAAUCCAGAUUGCCGACCGCCGUGAUGGUGGCGCAAACUCCAGUAAGGAGAAUUUGUAUGAGGCUGAGAUGGUGCUGAAAUGCGUACGAUACCUUAGUCAGCAGGGCUAUGGCACGGAAGACAUCGUGGUAUUGACACCUUACCUGGGUCAGCUGUACCUACUGGUCAAUACUCUGUCCAAGGACAACGACCCCAUCCUAAAUGAUUUGGAUUCUCACGAGCUGAUCCAAGCGGGUUUAAUCACACCAGCUAGCGCAAAUAUCUCCAAGCGCAAGCUUCGCAUAUCAACUAUUGACAACUACCAAGGAGAAGAAAGCGAUAUCGUCAUCGCAUGCCUUACACGAAGUAACGAUGGUGGAGAUAUCGGUUUCAUGUCUUCUCCUCAGCGUGUCAAUGUAUUACUUUCGCGAGCGCGAAAUGGUUUGAUCAUGAUUGGCAAUGCAGACACGUUCAUGAAUAGCCGUAAAGGCAAGGAAGUAUGGAUACCGCUUAUGGACCAGUUGAAGCGAGAUGGCCACGUUUACGAUGGCUUUCCAGUCAAAUGCGAGCAGCAUCCAGACAAAACCGCACUCUUGACUGAGAGAGAGCACUUCGAUACGGUUUGUCCAGACGGUGGCUGUUCUGAGCCUUGUGGCAAACUGCUCAACUGUGGCAUCCAUUCCUGUCCUCAUCGAUGCCAUCAGUUGCAGGACCACUCGCGGAUGAAUUGCAAAGUCAUCAUCUCCUCAAUCUGUCCCAGUGACCAUAAGACCACAAGAAAGUGCCAUGAUAAGGCCACGGCAUAUUGCCGGAAAUGUGAAGCCGAGGUGCGAGCGCGAGAGAAGAAACGACAACGGGACCACGAGCUAGACAAAGAGCGGGAGGCUAAGCAACACGCAUACGCCGCGCAACUAAUCGAGAUCGAGGAACAGAUCCAGCAUCAGAAGCGUGUUCUAAAAGAGCAGGCUGAGGACAGAGACCGACAGCAAGCGCUCGAGCAGAAGAAGCAGGAUCUUCGCAACCUGCAGGAGAGGACUCAAAAUCCUAGAAAGCCACCAGUUCCAGCAUUUUCAACAACUCAAACCACGACGACACCACCGAACGAUGCCUCAAGAAGACAAAGCGAGAAGGCACCGCCCAACCUGACGCCGGAUCACAGUGACAAGAGUACAGUCAACUCCAGAGCAACUUCGCCAGAUCGGAACCAGGACCAGGACCAAUCCGAUUGGGAUAAGAGUGAAGCAAGAGAUGAUUGGGAAUGGCAGAAGAGAUACGAGGGUGCAGAGAACGAUGCUCUCGACUGCCUGAUACCUAUGAUAGGGCUAGAGUCUGUUAAGCAGCAGUUCCUCGCGAUCAAAGUCAAAGUUGAUACAGUCGUGCGCCAAGGAGUAUCGCUCAAGGGAGAGCGCUUCGGUGCAGCCCUGCUAGGCAAUCCUGGAACAGGGAAAACGACAGUGGCUAGACACUACUCCAAGUUUCUAGUGAAGGUAGGAGCUCUCCCUGGUGACCAUUUCAUUGAGAGCUCUGGAUCAGCUCUCGCGAACGAUGGCGUAUCCGCUUGCAAAGCCCACAUCGAUAAGAUACUCGAAGAAGGCGGUGGUGUGUUCUUCAUCGAUGAAGCAUAUCAGCUGGUAUCUGGGAAUAGUCCUGGUGGCAAAGCAGUGUUGGACUAUCUGCUUGCCGAAAUUGAGAACCUAACCGGCAAAGUUGUCUUUGUGCUGGCGGGCUACCACAAGCAAAUGGAAGCCUUCUUUGCUCACAACCCCGGCAUCCCGAGCCGUAUACCAAUCCGAAUGGAGUUCCAAGACUACGAAGACCGCGAAUUGCAACAGAUCUUCUGCCAGUACAUAGAUAAGAAGUAUCAUGGGCACAUGAAGAUUGAAGGCAGUAUGAACGGCCUCUACGUGCGUAUCGCCGCGCGACGCAUCGGCCGGGGUCGGGGCCGCGAUGGCUUUGGUAAUGCUCGUGAAGUCCAGAAUAAGAUCGCACAGAUUACUGAGCGCCAAGCCAGGCGACUGCGGAAAGAGAGACGAGCCGGCAAGAUGCCGAAUGAUCAUAUUCUCACUAAAGAGGAUUUGAUAGGGCCAGAGCCUUCGUCGGUGCUCAAGAAUAACGCCACAUGGAUAAAGCUGCAGAAGCUUACCGGCUUGGCCUCCGUCAAGGAGUCGGUACAAGUUCUUCUUGACGGGAUACAGAUGAACUAUCAGCUCGAACUGCAAGAGAAGCCCAUCAUCCAAUACUCGCUUAACCGCUGCUUCAUCGGCUCCCCAGGAACAGGCAAGACUACCGUAGCCAAGCUCUAUGGCCGCAUUCUGGCUGACAUUGGGCUUCUUUCCAACGGUGAAGUUGUUGUAAAAAGCCCAGCGGAUUUUGUCGGCAGUGUGCUAGGGGGCUCGGAAGCUAACACGAAAGCCAUCCUGGCGUCCACUGUCGGCAAAGUUCUCAUCAUCGAUGAGGCUUACAUGUUGGCUAGUGGUGCUGCUGGUGAUCCCUACAAAGCCGCAGUCAUCGACACCAUCGUUGCCGAAGUCCAGAGCACUGCAGGUGAAGACCGGUGCGUACUCCUGUUGGGAUACAAGGACCAGAUGGAAGAGAUGUUUCGAGACGUCAACCCUGGCCUCGCAAGGCGAUUCCCGCUGGAGUCUGCGUUCGUCUUUGAAGACUUCAACGACACUGAGAUCCGUCAAAUCUUUGACUUUAAACUCAAGGGAAUCGGGUUCAAUGCGACAGACCAAGCCAAGAAGGUCGCUAUGGAAGUUGUACAGCGUGCGCGUAACCGUCCAAACUUCGGCAACGCAGGCGAAGUCGAUAUCAUCUUAGAUCGUGCGAAAGCAGUACACCAGAAGCAUAUCACUUCCGCCAAAGUGAAGCAGUUUGGCGUGUUCGAGGCUAUCGACUUUGACCCGGAUUUUGAUCGCGGUGAGCGUGCAGCUACUGAACUUUCGGCCCUAUUUCAAGAUGUAGUAGGAUGCGGAGAACUCGUCAAACAAUUUCGAGGCUACCAAACCACCGCGGCCAAUAUGAAGGCUCUCGGGAUGGACGCUAGAGAACAGCUGCCUUUCAGCUUCCUCUUCAAGGGACCGCCCGGUACUGGCAAGACUACUACAGCUGCAAAGAUGGGCAAGAUCUUCUACGACAUGGGCUUCCUCAGUCAGGCGAAGGUUGAGGAAUGUUCCGCUACCGAUUUGAUCGGACAGUAUGUGGGCCAGACUGGACCAAAAGUGCAGAAGCUGAUGGAGAAGGCUAUGGGUAAAGUGCUCUUCAUCGAUGAGGCAUACCGGCUUGCAGAAGGCGGGUUCGCCACUGAAGCGAUGGACGAGCUCGUCGACUGCCUGACCAAACCAAAGUUUGCGCAGAAGCUCGUAGUUAUCCUAGCCGGCUAUGACAAGGAUAUCGAUCGACUGAUGAGCAUGAACCCUGGUCUUACCAGUCGCUUCCCCGAAACGGUCAUGUUCAAGCAUCUCAACCCGGAGAUAUGUCUGGAGCUCCUUGUCAAAGAUCUGCAGAAGAAAAAGAAGAAGGUGUCACUUGAUCUCUCGGUCAUUGAUACGCCAACACCGGAACUACAACGACAACUGCUGCAGCUCUUUGGCAACUUAUCAGUACUGGAAUCGUGGGGUAACGCUCGCGACGUCAAAUCGCUCGCCAAGAGCAUGUUUCAAGCACUCGUCUCUACGGCUGUGCUUCCGAUCACUAGUCUUGUGCUGACGGAGACGGUCGUUAUCCAAACCAUGGAAAAGAUGUUGGAGGAGCGUUCACGACGAAACGCCGCUGUGGGCACGAGCCGUUUCGACCAACCAAUGCCUCUACGUUCGAUGCCACAGCCACAGACGCAGAACCCUGCGCCACCAGCUGCGCGAGGCCCAGAGAUCGCGACGAACACCGCCCCACCACCAGCUGUACUCAACACGGACAAGCAAGAAGACAAACCGAAGUCGACUGAGGAGAAAUUCGAACCCGCAGCAGAGCCGGAAGACCCUCUCGACUCCAUCUUCCAAGCCAAACGCGACCCUGGAGUUUCCGACGAAGUAUGGGAGCAACUCGAGCGUGAUAAACACGCCAUGGUCGCCAAGGAGCGCGAAUUUCGUCGCAUGCAAGUAGAAAAGCGACAGUAUGAAGAGCGUAUCAAGGAGUUCAUCCGUGCGGAGAGGGCCGCUGCUGAUGAAGAGGAGCGACGUAUUCGCGAGCAAGCGCGCAUCGCAGCUGAACUGGAGAGACGGCGUCGCGACGAGGAGUUGGCGGCUAUUGAGAAGAAGCGACAGGAAGAGAUGGAAAGGCAGAAGAAAUUGAAGGUUUUGGGGCCUUGUCCGAUGGGGUAUAUGUGGAUCAAGCAGGCUAGUGGGUAUAGGUGUGCGGGUGGGAGUCAUACGCUUUCUGAUGCUAGUAUUGAUGCGUUUUGUCGCUGA
This is a messenger RNA of Alternaria atra, 6987 nucleotides long. RefSeq lists its product as uncharacterized. Lineage: Eukaryota; Fungi; Ascomycota; Dothideomycetes; Pleosporales; Pleosporaceae. Gene Ontology annotation, molecular function: ATP hydrolysis activity; helicase activity; ATP binding. The transcript is spliced from 2 exons. The record is from RefSeq and is a predicted model, not a curated record. Bases 1 to 6987 code for a protein of 2328 amino acids.